UGAGCCAGCCGAGAUGAGGAAGUGGGUCAACUGGUCCAUCUUCGGCCUCGUUGGUCUCCUCCUGGCCAUAGCCACCUUGAUAUUCCACUACUUCAUCCUCCCCAUAGCCAUCCGGUAUCAAGUCACCAAGACAUUGGAACUAAAAAACGGAACAGAAGCAUGGGAUAGGUUUGUUAAUACUCCUAUUCCUGUGAUGUUAAAUGUAUAUUUCUUCAACUUGGAUAAUCCGGAGGGAGUACUUCAAGGCGAAACUCCAAAAGUAACCCAAGUUGGACCAUAUGUCUACAGAGAAAAGUGGGAAAAGGUGGACAUCCGUAUAGACGAAGAGAGGGACACUAUCUUCUACAGACAAAAGAUAGAUUUUGAAUUCGACCAGAAACAAUCAGGAAGCCUAUCGGACAAGGACAUUGUCUCUAUAAUCAAUCCAGUGGUCCAUGUGGUGACUAAAAUAAUAGACGGACUGCAGGCACUGAACCUAACCAACGAGGUUAUCGAAUUCGCCCUGCCAACGAUGGCGAGGGAAAACUACGGCCCUGUAUUCACAGCUUCCGUCCACGACAUCCUCCUCGGCGGGGUGAGGAUCCACUGCAGCGGGAACCUGCCCUUCAUCGUCAAGUUCCUCUGCGCCGCCUUCAAGCGGUUCCUCCCUCUGCCAUAUCUGUCUCUUGCUGAUAAUGGCGAUCUCAUGGCUGCCAUUUUUAAAUUUAAGGAGCUAGGGCCUGUGAUGGAGCUGAACAGAGGAUCCAGGGACCCCAAUAUGAUCGGAAGGAUCGUAUCCAUGGACGGGCGGAGGAAGCUGACGAGCUGGAAGUGCGACUCCGCCAACAUCGUGGACGGCUAUGAUAUGACCAUGCUGUCCCCGUUCAACAAGAGGACGUCCAUCCCACUCUUCACCUACGAUUUGCAAUCAACAUUACAGAUGCAAUAUGAGACAGACGUCUCGUUCGAAGGGAUCGGUGGAUACAGGUUCGUACUAGCGCCUGACGUCUUCGGCGACCCGGCGACCAAUCCAAAGUCGCGGUGCUACUGCCCUGGCUCCAUCAAGAACCUGACCAUACCACCUCCCUGCAUGAAAGGGUCAGGGGUCUUGGAUGUAUCAUCUUGUAUAGGAGCUCCAGUUAUAUUAUCAAAUCCACAUUUUUAUGGUGCGAGUGAAAAUUAUAAAUCAGCAGUGAAGGGAUUACAACCAGAAAAGAAUCUUCAUGAGUCCUUUUUAGAACUUGAACCAACAACAGGAGUUCCGCUACAAGGAAAGAGAAGGAUUCAAGUUAAUGUAAAUGCCCAAAAGAGGACCGAUGUUAAGCUACUACGUAAUCACGUGGAUGCAGUCAUACCAAUGAUGUGGAUAGAUGAGGGAGCUUCAUUAGGUGGUAAAGAAAUUUCCUUACUCAAAGAUCAAUUACUUUUUGUCAUGAAUAUUGAAAAUAUUGGAAGGUGGAUUCUCUUUUCAGUCGGUAUUCUUUUCUUAGUCAUUGGAGUCAGUAUGGCUAUAAUUCGAAAACGACAAGAAGAUAGUGAUAUCUAUGACUUGGAAGAGGAUUAGUGAUAAUACUCUUUGGUUUAAUUUAUCCAUUACAAAAAAAAUUAAUUUAUUCUUUUAAUUCAAAAUUUGGAAACAAAUACAAGACUCUUUCAAUUGGUCUUCAUAAUUAUAUACACUGUUAGGUUGUAAUAGAAGAUUCAAUUGAUUCAUGACACCAUACUGAACUUUUAAAGAUCUAAAUUCAUAUUUAAAUAUAGUAAAUUAUAAAUAAAUGUAUAUUUAUACAUACAUUGUUAUUUUUAUAAUAUAAUAGAAUUACUGCAUAAAAUUUUUAUUCUAUUUAUUAAGAAGAGAUGAUUAAUAACCAUAUACUUAUAAUAAAAUAAGAAUAGCUUGAAUUCUAUUAGAAUGAUUGCUCAUUUUUUGAAAUAUCAUUUCCAGUUUAAAAGGUUAAUUUAAAAAUAAAUAAAUAAUGUGUAAUAUAUAAUUAAUACUUAUUAUAUUCAUCAGGUAAUAGGUCACAUAUAUUGAAUGAACUUAAUACAUUUUAAUAUUUUUUAUUUAUUUACUUUUCGACCAUUUCUUUCAUUACAUAGGAAAUGGGAUCCUUUUGAGUAUUAUUAUAUUGAUCACCAAUAUUCCAAGGCAUGUAGAACCCUGAGUACCGAUGAAUACUGAUACUGAUAAAUAUUCUGGGAGUUUGAUGUGGUUGUCGGCGUUCUAACUGCAUUGGGGUAAUGGUUUUCAAUUUAAUAAUACUGAAGAGGAUCCCAUUUUUCAUAUAGCAAUUAAGUAGACUCAAUAUACGUGACCUAAUGCCUGAUAAAUAUAAUAAUUAUUAAUUGUAGUUUUUAUAGGUUGAUUAUAAAAUUUGUACUAUAUUAUUUUUUUAUUAAAGUUUUAAAUAAAUUAAAGUAGAGUUUCUAUUAACCAAGAGUUU
Molecule: messenger RNA, 2423 nt
Organism: Nezara viridula (southern green stink bug)
Lineage: Eukaryota; Metazoa; Arthropoda; Insecta; Hemiptera; Pentatomidae
Source: the annotation of a GenBank genome assembly